CAGGAUGGGGCAGUGGCUCUGCUGCUGCAGGUCCAGGGAUGACCCUGGCCCCAACCAGCAGUGUGUACCUGACCGGGCGUUGCCCAAGCCGCUGCUCAGGGAACCCGUGCAGGUGACACAGGGCCAUGGCCAGAGGAAGAAGAGGGACCUCGUCCUCUUCAGAGACACCCUGGUCAUUGCCAAGACCAAACCUGGCAGCAUCCCAUGCCCACAGCACUGCCUGGUCCUGGUCCUGCUCCAGGUGCUGAGCGGUGGGAAGGGCUCAGACGGCGAUGCUGCUGAGGAGGAGGAGGAAGGGAAGGCCACCAGCUCCCUUGUCUUCCUCUGGCCCUGUGGCUCUUGUGUCAUCACUUUCUGCUCCCGAGCAGUGAAGGAACUCCGGGUCAACGCCCUCCUUGGACCACCGGAAGGAGUUCAGGGAGCCAGGGUGACCCAGCUGCCGUCCAUAAGGCUGAUGCUGAAGGAGCUGAGUGGCCGCCAUGCUGUGAGUGUCCAUCCUGCCUCUGCUCUGCCCCCAGGGGCUGCCCCAGCCCAGCAUCAGCUGCAUCGCUCCUCACCUUCUGUUCUUUUCCACUUGCCCAGGGGACGGCACUGGAUGCCAGCAGCCUGGAGGAGCUGCUCCAGCGCCAGGCUCAGGUCAGACUCACUUGAGGUGCUAUCUCACCCAUCCCCACCUCUCACACACGGCCAGCAGCUGAUGCAGCUCUCCAGGGGACCUUUCUGCUGUGAGGUUCCUUGGUGA
Pezoporus occidentalis (night parrot) is the source of this 742-nucleotide messenger RNA. RefSeq lists its product as uncharacterized. The record is from RefSeq and is a predicted model, not a curated record. The coding region runs from base 5 to 742 and encodes 245 amino acids. The transcript has 5 exons. NCBI's taxonomy places the organism in Eukaryota, Metazoa, Chordata, Aves, Psittaciformes, Psittacidae.